Erigeron canadensis is the source of this 798-nucleotide messenger RNA. Its product is annotated as ubiquitin-conjugating enzyme E2 36-like. Gene Ontology annotation, molecular function: ubiquitin conjugating enzyme activity. Gene Ontology annotation, biological process: protein K63-linked ubiquitination; DNA damage tolerance. Lineage: Eukaryota; Viridiplantae; Streptophyta; Magnoliopsida; Asterales; Asteraceae. Gene Ontology annotation, cellular component: nucleus. The transcript is spliced from 8 exons. Bases 101 to 562 code for a protein of 153 amino acids. The record is from RefSeq and is a predicted model, not a curated record.
GAGUCUGUUAUAUAUAUAUAGCAUUUGAGCAGCUGCUUAACUUUUACGUUUUUCCUUCAUUCAUUAAUCAUCUUCUCCCUUGUUGUUGUUCAACUUCAAAAUGGCCAACACCAAUCUACCUCGAAGAAUCAUCAAGGAGACGCAGCGCUUACUUAGUGAACCAGCUCCGGGAAUAAGCGCAUCGCCAUCGGAAGAGAAUAUGCGGUAUUUUAAUGUCAUGAUUCUUGGCCCUUCUCAAUCUCCUUAUGAAGGAGGAGUCUUUAAACUGGAGUUAUUUUUGCCGGAAGAAUAUCCAAUGGCCGCUCCCAAGGUUCGGUUUCUUACAAAAAUAUACCACCCUAACAUCGAUAAGCUUGGCAGGAUUUGUCUCGAUAUCCUUAAAGACAAAUGGAGCCCUGCUCUACAGAUUCGCACUGUACUCCUGAGCAUUCAAGCACUUUUGAGUGCUCCAAAUCCAGAUGAUCCGUUAUCUGAGAAUGUAGCCAAACACUGGAAGACUAAUGAAGCUGAAGCCGUUGAAACAGCAAAGGAAUGGACCCAUAUGUAUGCUAGUGGCACCUAGUGCCUGUAGGUUCAUGCCUUCAGCCCCCAUGCUGCCCCAAGAAAUAACUUGUAUCAUUUGAUAUUGAUGAAUUUAUGAUUUCCAUAUUUCUGUUUUGGAAAUCUCAGCAAGUGGGAAAAAAAAGUUGGAUCUCCCUUGCUGCUAUUUCCCUGACGAUUAAUGUUUUCAUCCUUGUCAUUUGGGAUAAGCUACUCUCGUGUUGUAAUUUUCAUUUUUAAGAUUUCAUGAACAGUCAA